Molecule: messenger RNA, 1482 nt
Organism: Anopheles coustani
Lineage: Eukaryota; Metazoa; Arthropoda; Insecta; Diptera; Culicidae
Product: tetraspanin-11-like
Exons: 4
Coding region: 102-803 (233 amino acids)
Cellular component (GO): membrane
Source: RefSeq, a predicted model, not a curated record
ACAACAGCCGUCGUGUGUGCACGUGUCGCAAGCGUUCUCUUUCCCAGUGAAGCAUUCUUCAUCAAUCGAUCUCAGGCCCUCGUUAGACGAACCGCCAAACCAUGGGAUCCGGGGGCAGAAUGGACUGCUGCGGGCAGUGCGUUAAGUACAGUAUGUUCGUGGCGAAUUUUGUGAUCUUCAUUGGCGGUGCGAUCGUGUUCGGUUUGGGUGUCUGGACGCUGGUGGACAAACACUUCAUCAACGAGCUGCUCGGGACGAACCUGUUCUCCGGUGCGGUGUACGUAUUGAUCGCCACCUCCGCCCUGGUCUGCCUGCUGUCCUUCUUCGGCUGCAUGGGCGCCGCAAAGGAGUACAAAUGCAUGCUGUUGACGUACUUUAUCCUGGUGUUCCUCAUCUUCGUGACGAUGCUGAUCGGUGGCAUCCUCGGGUACGUCUUCCGGGAGAAGGUGUCGCUCACGAUGGCCGACGAGAUGCGCUCGUCGAUGAGCCUGUAUGGCAGCAGGCGCAGCAUCACCACGGCCUGGGACGAGACGCAGGAGCGGUUGAAGUGCUGCGGCGUGAAGAGCUACAGAGACUGGAAGAGCGACAUUCCCUUGUCGUGCUGCCAGCGCACGCUCGACGGGCACAAGCCGUGCAUCGAGAAUCCGAGCCCGCAAAACAUCUACAUUAACGGCUGCCUGGAGAUCACGUCAAACUACAUCCGGGACAAUGCGGCGAUCGUUGGCGGUGCCGGCAUCAGUGUGGCCCUGCUGCUCAUCUUCGGCAUGAUAUUCUCCUGCUCGCUGUUCCGGAUGAUCGAAUAGCAGAACGUCCGCAGCUGACGUCUGUUUUUCUUUUCUUUCGGCGGCAAAACAUCCAUAACUUUGUGUACCAGCCUUAAACAUCCUAUUGAGUUUUCCUCGUCCCUUUUUUCCUUAGUAGUGUUUGCUUUGCUUCUUAGCAAACCCGGAGUCCAUCGCUCGCCGUGUUUUUAUGUAUAGAAAAGAAACAAGAACCACAAGCAUUCCGUCCAAUGCAAUGCAAUCCACUGCAGCAACAAAUGUUGCGUACUGUUAAGCCAACUCGAAUGCAAUCCAAAAUGCAAAACACACACCAUGCACACACCGUAUACCGGCAUUGGUUAAAAGUGUUUUUACCAUUUAUGUUUUGCGCAUGUUUUACUCUUCAUUUCGGCGUAGACGUCGCGUUUUUGUCGUGCAGGCAUUUAAGACACGCCAUCGAAACAAGGCGUAAGCAUUUCUUUUUUAUCGAUACCUUCGUUUUGAUCAUUUUAACCAGCAAUUCGAAAAAUGUAUUUGAUCGUGAGCAAUAUGAGUUUUGAAAGUAUACUUUUAAAUAACAACUCGAUUGAUUGAAGGAUUGAAAUCGUAUGUGACAGUGAAUAGAAUCGAACGAGUAAGUAACGCUAAGGAACAGUUGUGUAAGGUGGAUUAUGUGCUUAAGUCUAAUAAAAGAAAAGAAGAUUUAAUCGAUAUAAGAGCA